AUGAAAGAAAUGACGAUGACUCUAUCUUCAUGGUGCGCAGGACGUCGAGCGCGAUUUCUUAGUAACCGACCGAUAGUUUUCGACCGACCGAGACUUUUCGCAUCCAAGAAUGGAGCUUCAGCUUCGUCAUCAAAGCUUCCCAGGGCUUCACUAGUUAUUAAGGCUUCAAUUAGGAAUAGCAUAAGAAUAGACAGCUUGUUGUGCUCAUAUGCAGAUGUGAAAUAGGAAAAGCAGGGCUACUUGUUUUUCAGUCUUUUACUAGGUUGAUACUGUGUGAUGUUGUACUUGACUGGAACUAGUGGUUUUGACUUUUGCUUUGGAACUAGUCUGCAUAGCUUGAUGUGCCGCGACGUAGCAAAACCUCUCAGACUUGUACAUUUCAUUUGUAACGGGGCAAACAGUACCUCCAGCUGUAAAAAUGCACUUACUUGCACUUCCAUGUAUUCUAGCAUAAGAAAAACCUAGAAAGGUUCGGCAACCAGCUGAUAUCCUAACCAGGGCAUCAAGGCUCUUUUUUUUUUUCAUGUACCAACACCAAAGUAGAAAUCGCCAGGAUUGAUAACGAUUUGAAUUUCUAACUCACCUGCAGCAGAGAUGAACUUUUCGCCCAGGAGACGGCCGCUUCUGCUGUGCUACAGGAGCAUGCCAAGAGGAUUCUCAAGUGCUUCUGGGCUAAGGCGAAGAGGCAUCAUCGUGGACUUGACGGCUGAUUGGAAAGGAGGACGUAUCCAAGAUCAUCAUUAUGGCUGUGAGGUUGAAGGUAAUUGGAAAGGAGGACGUAUUCAAGAUUUUAUCUACAUACAUUUCUUUUACUUUUCCUAGUUAGCUUGGCUCCACCCAUAUUAUGGCUGGAGGCGUUGCGCAGGGCUCCGGCCCCGCUUUGAGGUUGGUGAGCCCUCUGGGGCUGGUAGGACUACGACAGCGCCGGCGCUUAGUCAGUAGUAGACUUAAUUACCUGACUGAUUUCCGUUUUCUCGGCUUUGUUUUUCUAGUUAGGUCUGCUCCACCAACAUUAUGGCUUUGAGUUUGGAACAAGCUUCGAAGAUAAAUUUUUCAGGACUAUUGAUCUUCUGUCCUCUCUGUGACUACAGUGACUAGAAGAAGUUUGUUUUGUAGAAGAAAAAGCUAGUGGUAAAAGUCCAAUCCGAUCGUAUGCUAUUCUAUCCUUUCUUACCCUUGUCUACUGCUACUGUAUCUUAUUCUACUCCAUGAUCCUAUCCUAUCCUAUCCUCCUCCAACCUAUAUUGCUUUGAUGUGAAUCAGGGGAGCAUCCUGUCCUAUCCUAUCCUCCUCCAUCCUAUAUUGCGUUAACGUGCAUCGGGGGAGCGGCUGUUUUUUUACACUCGCGAAUGUCGAGAACGUUGGGUUAGACCUGGUGACGAGGUGGAAUACACCAUAGUCGAAGGAAAAAGCAAACGGAAAGCGGAAGGUGCAACUACUACUAAUACCAGUACUGCUGCUACGAGCAGUACUGAUGGCACUCGUGGUUCUGAUGUUUCCGACGAACAUGACGGUGAUAACAGCAAUAAAACGUCAGGAGAGUUUCAAAUAACGGCGAAUGGGCGUUCUGAAGAUCAUCAUCAUCAUCAUCAUGGAGACCCGAAUGCGCGUUCUGAAACUCAUCUUAAUGAACCGCAGAGGUCGUAUAAGUAUGUCAAAAAAGUGACAGGAGGUAGUGGUAGCAUACGUGUUACGAUUCCCAGGAAGAAGACGUUCACUCCGAACAUCAUUCCACCUCCCAACAACGGGUUUGCAACGCAUGGAGGACAACUUCAUGCUCAUUGUAGUACACCUGGGUAUGCGUCCACCAGCUCCAGCAGCACUCAUAGUCCAUUGUCUACAACUGACUCGUCCACGACUGGUUCAUCCUCUACGACAACGACUAUAGUAUAUCAACGACGACGUCCUCAUAGAGGAAGGGAGAAAACGAAAAGUAGUAAGUCUUCGACGGGAUGUAGCGGAAAAAAUAAAAGUCCAAGACGCAGUAGUAGAAGCAGCAGUACUGAUGGAGCCUUCUGGAGAUGGGCGAAACCGCCAAUAGGUGUCAAGCGUAGGACGUUUGAUUAAGGCUUUUGACGUUGAAUUCGAUCUAAGUCCAAUCGGUAUUCGUGUUGAAGAGAUAGUGGGAUCGGAAACUGUAGAGGUAAUCGGCCCGCUUCUUUCGAUGAUCUGGUUCUACUACUAGUUCUCUGAAUCAUUUUGAAACUUCUUUUAUUCACGAAGCUGCUGAUCAAUGAUGUUGGCUCAAUGAUUGGUUAUCCUCUAAUGUACCUUUGAGACGAUUUUGGACGACAGUGGAAGGCCAAGAAGUGCACCAAUCACUCCAGAAAGAAAUCCCUAUGUUAUGGCGAAAUCCUAUUUGCAAAAUCAUAGGCAGAAUUUUGCUACAUUCGACUGUUUUUUCAACAGUUGUCCACUCCUUAGAGGAUAUCAUUGAGUUGGCGAACCAUGAGGAUGAAGGAAUGUGGGUAAUAAAUAUGGUUGCACUUGCACCUCUAAGUCGAAGCCCAGAGAGACGGAGGGUGAGGGAUCGUUCUCUCCAGAAGAUGCCCUGGCGGAAAGUGCGUUCCAGAUUGACCAAGCAGAGGAAGGUGGAUGGGCAGCUUUUUUUAUGGCUCCUGAACAUGAGGUGCAAGGAAGUAUUCGAAAACUCAAAAUAACCGAGUUACUGACGGAAAUAAGGGAGGUAGCUUAACACCAAGGCUACUCUUUCUUCUCAUCAGUAUCUCGGUUAUUCUGAUCAGUUACUGGCUUAUAUCAGUUUUUCGAAUACUUCAUUACAAAUAGUUACUUUGAUUCAGAACUGUGAUGUGCGGACCAGCACAUCAUCGUAGCGUGUAGAAGAGCUGUUUAACAGUAUUACAGCGACGUACGGCACUCUCGUUUGGUAAACAAAGAAAGCGGAUACAAAUAGAUCUUGCUCCAUGAAGUUAGUACAAACAUACCCCUAGCCCUAACAUCGAUCAUCUAGCUGUCUCUAACCUCGUCAGCCGGCGUCGCACUGGAAAAAUUGUGCAGCUGACUAAAAAUGGAGGAGCCAUUCAGCCAGAAGGUAAAUGUGGAAGGGGUCAUCGAGUCACUUUCGCAGCAUCGGGUAAAUUCAUUCUGAACGAUACUGUUUCAUACUCUCUAAGACCGAAUUUGAAGCGUGAAAAUCAAAACGUUGCAGUAGAUAUCGCGAUAAUAGAUAAGGCAGGAGAUGGAGAUGCUUCUUCUGACGCAACUAGUGAAGAUCAUAUCAGUGAUCUUGAUGAAGGAGAAAGCGAUCGUCUUCAAACGCGAAAAGAUGAGCAUGAUGAGAAAACUAAAGUAGAAGACGCCAGUACGCCGGUUAAUCUAAAUGAAGGAACCACGUUACUACAACCUCAUGCAAAAAAGUGAAACGUUGACAAGCGGAGGCCUUAGAC
Messenger RNA from Amoebophrya sp. A25, 3407 nucleotides. The record is from the annotation of a GenBank genome assembly. NCBI's taxonomy places the organism in Eukaryota, Dinophyceae, Syndiniales, Amoebophryaceae.